UUCGGGUUGAGUUACAAUUGAAAAAACAUUCGUUACAUUCGUUUUUUAUGCAAUUAUAAACAGUGCAAAUUUAUAUAUUAAAUAUUACUGAUAAUAUUUUGAGAGUGGCAGUGCCGCGACGAGAACUUGACUGCAUUGUUUACUCGUUACUACUCGUUACCACCACGAACUAGCAAAUAAUUAUUUUAAUAAAAAUUUUAUUUGUGUGCUGAACAAUACAACAUGUCCUCAACAACUGUAAAACGCGUUGAGACUCUAAAAGGCGUAUUUAGUGUACCAAAAGUGGAAUAUCGACGUGAUUUCAUGCGCGAAAACAAAUUGAAACUACGUGAUAUACAACGUCAAGCUUCUGAAAAGCAGGAACUUUUGGAGAAGAAGCAUCAGAAAGAACUGCAGUAUUUGGGAAGGAGACGUUCCAGUUCACUACAUCGCGCACCAUCUGCACAAAGUUCGACGGGGAAUCGUGAAGAUGUCAAAAUUCUUUAUAAUUCCGCCAGUAGAAAUAGUUUGACAAAACAAAGUUCUGUCUCAAACGCUGUAAGCAAAGAUAGUUUAACAAAACAAUCUAGUCUUGUAAAAAGUGGCAUCAAUUUAACAAAAAGUACUAAUUCCAACUUUGAGUUGAAAAAGAAAACAUCUUGCGAUAAGGAAAUUCAAACCGAAGAUAUACAGGAUGAAGAAUUUCUCUACAAUGCGUUAAAAAAAAUUACGUCUAGUAAUUCAUAUAAAGAUCAAAUGAACGAUGGGUGUUUAAAUGCUGGUAGUAAUGAGUUCUUAAUGCCUGAAACGCAAAUGUACAGUGGAUAUAAUGGAGAUUCUGCUUAUAAUGUUCAUGAUGAGCCUGAAUUACAAGAAGCUGAACGAAUGUCAUAUAACGAAAACGAAUACAGGCACAGGCAAUUGGAGAAUGAAGAAAGAAAAACGCCAAUGGCUUCUGCCCGGUCACACCGAUCAAUUGUUAAUGAAUAUUCACAAAACAUGGGUGCAAAUUAUGACCAAACACUACUGCAGACGACUAAUGCAAAUUACUGUGACAAUCAAGUAAAUGAACUACUUGGUCAUCGUGGUUCACAUACUUCAAUUGCAAAUAGUGUUAAAUUAAGAAAUCAGGAUAGCGAAGGAAAAUUUAACGCUAAAAUGUCAAAUUUAUCUGUACACGAUCAACCGAUAAACACGAAAAGUAGCCAGUCAUUAUCAGGAAGGAGCAAUAAAUCUGUAAGCUCUUUUACAAGCCAAGGUGGUUUAUUAUGUUCAAAAAAAUCUAGCAGUAAUCUGCAUCAUGGAAGUCGUGAUGAUAUACGUUUACCACGUUAUUUAGAGAAGGAAAAACGUGAAAAAGAAGAGCAGCGCCUGCAAGAAAUGAGUCGUGAUCCUGAUUGUCCUGAUGACCAUUACGUUUUAAGCGAGGAACACCGAGUUAGUGCACUGAUGGGCGCAGAGAAAAAGUAUCGAACUCUUAUUGAUGAAUUAAAUAGUUUACCUAUGACAACUGAAACACUACGCAUACGUAACCGUAAAUGUAAAAUUGAAAAAGAACUUCAGCGUGUGGAAUCAGAUAUACGCCUCUUCUCAAAAGCUAAGGUUUAUCUUAAAAAUCCAGAUUAAGAUAUUAGAAGUAAUCAUUUUUCAUUUAAUAAUUUUUGCAAGUAACCAAAGUACAAAACAAUGACUAAUUUUAAAUUAUAUUUUAUAAAGAUUUGCUUAAAAAGCUGAAUUUUACUUUUAGAAACUUAAAAAAAACAGUAAAUAUACUUUUAUUACAUAUUUAUUGUACUCAAAAGUCUUUUAUGAUAACAUUGUUUAAUAUUUAACUAUGUAUAUGAUAAACUAUAUGAGUUCGAUUUAUAUACAUAUAUUAAGAAUGUAAAGUUGUAUAAUACAAUAUAUGGUGAGUGACGUACACACAACUUACC
Messenger RNA from Teleopsis dalmanni, 1913 nucleotides. RefSeq lists its product as uncharacterized. NCBI's taxonomy places the organism in Eukaryota, Metazoa, Arthropoda, Insecta, Diptera, Diopsidae. The transcript has 6 exons. The coding region runs from base 223 to 1605 and encodes 460 amino acids. The record is from RefSeq and is a predicted model, not a curated record. Gene Ontology annotation, cellular component: cytoplasmic microtubule.